This is a messenger RNA of Phialemonium atrogriseum, 1790 nucleotides long. RefSeq lists its product as uncharacterized. The transcript has 3 exons. Gene Ontology annotation, cellular component: cytosol. The record is from RefSeq and is a predicted model, not a curated record. Gene Ontology annotation, molecular function: ATP citrate synthase activity. Gene Ontology annotation, biological process: fatty acid biosynthetic process; tricarboxylic acid cycle; acetyl-CoA biosynthetic process. Bases 1 to 1482 code for a protein of 493 amino acids. Lineage: Eukaryota; Fungi; Ascomycota; Sordariomycetes; Cephalothecales; Cephalothecaceae.
AUGGCUGACACCAACAUGUCCGCCAAGGCAAUUCUCGAGGCCGACGGCAAGGCCAUCCUCAACUACCACCUCACUCGGGCUGCCACCAUCAAGCCCAGCCCUCUCCCUCCUCCGACCAAGCACAACCCUCCUUCCAGACUAGCAUCGCUCUACUUCCCCGAGGACGCAGAGCCCAUCGAUGUGCUCAACCAGGCCGAGGUCACGUAUCCCUGGCUCUUGGCACCGGGUAUCAAGCUCGUUGCGAAGCCUGACCAGCUCAUCAAGCGACGAGGCAAGAGCGGUCUGCUGGCGCUGAACAAGACAUGGCCCGAGGCGAAGGCCUGGGUUGCUGAGCGCGCUGGCAAGGCACAGAAGGUCGAGCACACUGAGGGUGUCUUGAGACAGUUCCUUGUUGAGCCUUUUGUGCCGCAUCCCGCCAACACCGAGUACUUCAUCAACAUCAACUCCGUUCGUGAUGGCGAUUGGAUCCUUUUCACCCACGAAGGUGGUGUCGAUGUCGGUGAUGUCGACGAGAAGGCAGAGAAGCUGUUGAUCCCAGUUGACCUCUCGCAAUACCCAUCCAACGAUGAGAUCGCAAGCUCUCUGCUCAAGAAGAUCCCCAAGGGCCUUCACAACGUCCUGGUUGACUUCAUUACCCGUCUGUAUGCCGUCUACGUGGACUGCCAGUUCACCUACCUAGAGAUCAACCCUCUGGUUGUCAUCCCGAAUGCCGAUGCCACCUCUGCUUCUGUCCAUUUCCUCGAUCUGGCAGCCAAGCUGGAUCAGACUGCCGACUUCGAGUGCGGUGUCAAGUGGGCAAUUGCGCGGUCGCCGGCGGCGCUCGGCAUCACCGCGCCAACAACUGCCAAUGGCGCCGUGAACAUCGAUGCCGGCCCGCCCAUGGAGUUCCCCGCCCCCUUCGGCCGUGAGCUGACCAAGGAGGAGGCCUACAUCGCCGAGCUGGACGCGAAGACUGGAGCCUCGCUCAAGCUCACCGUCCUCAACGGCAGCGGCCGUAUCUGGACACUGGUUGCCGGUGGUGGUGCCUCGGUCGUCUAUGCGGAUGCCAUCGCAUCAGCCGGCUUUGCCGACGAGUUGGCCAACUACGGCGAGUACUCUGGUGCGCCGACAGAAUCGCAGACAUACCACUACGCCCGCACUGUCCUGGACCUGAUGCUCCGGGCGCCCUUGGACCCCAAGGGCAAGGUCCUGUUCAUCGGCGGCGGUAUCGCCAACUUCACCAACGUGGCCAGCACCUUCAAGGGUGUGAUCAAGGCGCUGAGGGAGUAUGCCAAGCCCCUCAACGAGCACAACGUCCAGAUCUGGGUCCGCCGUGCCGGCCCCAACUACCAGGAGGGCCUCAAGAACAUGAAGGCCGCCACCCAGGAGCUGGGACUCAAUGCCAAGAUUUUCGGUCCCGAGAUGCACGUCAGCGGCAUCGUGCCGCUGGCCCUGGUCCCGGGCAAGUGGGAGGAGAGCAAGGCUGAGGAGUUCAGUGGUUGAUUGAGCAGAUCGGUAUUAGACGCAUGUUUGUGUGGCAAAGAAUUCCAAUGGUUUUGCUUUAGAACUGCCGUUGAUGUAGGCACUGGUCAGGGAUUAUUGUCUCGCGUUGCCUGCCUACAUACACCUUGUCUUAGUUAUACGCAUGUACGUUGAAUGCAGCAUUCAAUUGGUAGAGGUCAAAAUAAUCGGGCAAUAGCCGCUCUAUACGAUACAUCCAUUCUGCUGCCAUGGUGAUUGAAUGAAUGCUUUAUCCUCUAUUAUUAUAAUAACACUCCUGUUUAUGUACUGGUUGUUGGAGGGGGCCUAAC